UCGACAGAGGACGGGAGGGAGAGAGAAAUGUAUAGAAAUGUAGGUAGAAACAGGAAGAAAGAAAAUUAAUGAUAGCAAAGGUAGAGAUAGAGAAAAUUAGCGACUUAUACAAGGAGAGACUGAAAGACAGAGAUGUAAAGAGAUGGUGAAGUGUCCAUCUUGAGGAGAAUAAUUGUCUGAAACACCUGACACUACUGCCACCAGCGCCCUACACUGACAUCUGGUCUGGUGAAACACUGGCAUCUGGUCUGGUGAAACACUGGCAUCUGGUGUGGUGGAACACUGGCAUCUCUUCUGGUGAAACACUGGCAUCUCUUCUGGUGAAACACAGAUAUGGUCUGGUGAAACACUGGCAUCUGAUCUGGUGAAACACUGGCAUCUGGUCUGGUGAAACACUGGCAUCUGGUCUGGUGAAACACUGGCAUCGGGUCUGGUGAAACACUGGCAUCUCUUCUGGUUAAACAUUGGCAUCUCUUCUGGUGAAACACAGGAAUAUGGUCUGGUGAAACACUGGCAUCUCGUCUAGUGAAACACUGAUAUUUGGUCUGGUGAAAUAAACAUCUGGUCUAGUGAAACAGAGGUAGUGAUAAAAAAAAACCUGUUUAAGUGAUACCUGUAGUAGCAGUACUACGACCACCAUCAUUACCUCUACCACCAUUACUGUCACCACUACCACCAUUUCCACCACCACCAUUACUGUCACCAUCCAAAACAUAAGCGACAGUGACAGGUGUCACCAACACCAGCAAGAAAUCCAGCACCAAUAAUAACACCACUACUACCAAAGCUUGCCAGAAGCGACGUCUUCAGCACCACCAACACUGUUCAUCGUCACCACCAUAGACGGAGGUCUCUUGCAGCACCACUAGCACCAUCGCUCCAGCAACAGAGGUGCCACCACCACACACAGCGCUGGCCUGAGGCAUUCUAAUCAUGCACCUGGAAACAGCAACGUUAGCAACACUGCUCAUCCUGCUGGGCGUCAACGCCGGCGUUGCUACGUCUGACCCAGGUAGCCCAGGUCGCAGCAGGAACAAGAAGGAAGGGAGCUCCUGGUCCCCGCCAGAAUUCGACGAGACACUGGCGAACAACGUCACAGUUAUAGAAGGAGAGACUGCAUCUCUUCCCUGCGUUGUCACCAAGCUGAGGGGACGCUCGGUGUCGUGGAUGAGGCAGCGGGAUCUACACGUCAUCUCCGCCAAUCAGCUCAUCUUCACCUCCGACGACAGGUUCAAGGUGAGGAUGGACAACGAAACCUCUUCCUUCACAUUGGAGGUGGGUGCAGCUCUAACUAACGACUCCGGUGUCUACGAGUGUCAGAUCAACACCAGACCCAAGCUUUCUCGCCCAGUCACCCUCACUGUACAGGCGGCCGGAGCGAACAUCAUGGGGCCCUCAGAGCUCUACAUCAAGACAGGCUCCACUCUAGUGCUCACCUGCACCGCAACCCUCCACCCACACGCCCACACCAAGGUGGAGUGGGAGCACAACAGCACCAGACUGAGCAUCGCGGGUCCUCGGGGUGGUGUCAGUAUCCACACAGAGGCGGGCGGGCGGGUGGUGACUUCCAGAGUGUCGGUGGUGCGGGCGGCGCCGCCCGACGCCGGUAACUACACGUGCCGCCCCCACGCUGCCCUCCCCGCCACCACAACUGUCUUCAUCGUAGACGAACAGUUCCCGGCAGCAAUGCAUCACGAGAGUGGAUCAGGAACCCUUCAGUCAGUCAGUGUGACCGUCCUCCUCAGCCUCUUCCUUCUCGCCACCAGAUGAUGUGUCUACCAAACAGAAUUUCACGUUUUGUACUCCCUGCAUUUUGUAUGGGCUACUGUGAAAAACCUUGUUGUAUACUUUGUAUUUCCGCACGGAUAUAAAAGUAAUAAAUGCUACAUGUAAGAGACGUAUAUGUAUAUUAUAUAUACUGUCAAAUGUAUUUGUGUAUUAA
Cherax quadricarinatus is the source of this 1942-nucleotide messenger RNA. RefSeq names its product opioid-binding protein/cell adhesion molecule homolog. Gene Ontology annotation, cellular component: neuron projection membrane. The record is from RefSeq and is a predicted model, not a curated record. Gene Ontology annotation, biological process: synapse organization. NCBI's taxonomy places the organism in Eukaryota, Metazoa, Arthropoda, Malacostraca, Decapoda, Parastacidae.